UUUUCUUCUUCAUUUCUGAGUCUGGAUCUGGAUUUCACCGAAAACGUCCUAGAAAUCUAAGAGAUGAAUUUGACCUCGUAUAACUUUACUUGGUAUAUGAUGCUGGUUUGUUUACAAACUAGCAAGACGUUGCUAAGUGGUAUCUAAGCACGUGACCAAGUCCUGCAGUGGACCUUUGCUUUGAAAGAACUCGCAAGGAAGUGAAAAACUUGUUCAAUGGAAUAGCAAGAAAUUUCUUUACGAAACGCCUUUUGAAGCCGAAUUCUCGGGUAUCUCUACAAAAAAUGUUAGCACAACAGUGUUUCGUGUUACUGCUGCUGCUGAUUAUGUUUCUUCGCGAUGGCGAAGCCUGGAUGAGAAGGCGUCGUAGAAGACGAGCACCGCCACCAUGUCAUGCCCGUGAUUGUCAACUCAGCGAAUGGUCACAUUGGUCAGUAUGUUUGCAUCGAUGUGGCAACGCGGAAACUCGUUAUAGAACAAGAACUAAGACAGCUGAUGAAGCCUGCGGAGGAACAUGUUAUUAUAAUUUCAGGGAAGAGAGCAACUGUAACAUGUAUCCUUGCCAGAACGGAGGGACACCUUCAUAUGGACAAUGCAGUUGUAGGACUGGGUAUACGGGAACAUGUUGCGAGCUCAUGAGUGAAAGGAAACCAAAAGGUAAGGAGAAUCCAACAAGAUCACAAGAGUCGAAUGACAAGAAAUGCUCGAUUGGCUGUGAAUUAGGGAUUGCAUUCGGUUGUUGUGCAGUGUUAUUCGGUAUAUCGGGGAUCGGCUAUUAUGUGAGGAAGAAGUGGAAGCUACAGGAGGACCAAGUACAAUCUGUGACUUUCGUACGUAAUCUGACUGUGGAAAGAAAGGAUGGCACAAUAACAGUAACAGAACAACAUGUAAAGAUCGGCGGGCGUGGAGGGAAUAAUCGUUUCGAUAAUGGCACACGAGAUUUUUGCCUGCCUGGCUGCCCUACAUCGGAUGAAUGAAGAAAUCUGAUAGCGCUAGUGCUGUGGAAGAACACAGUGAAUGAUGACCACAGUUGUGUGCAUUGAUUUGUCAUAUUUCGUAUUUUCAGUGUUCUCAAAAAGUCUCUUAAAAACCUCAUUAAUAAUUCAUGAAGGAAACAACAUAGAAAUCAUGACGCUAUGAAGGUUUUAUAGCUGAUAUAGAUUCGUCUUCAUUUGCAUAAAAUUUAACUUGGAUUUUCUCUAUCAAACUAGGUUCAUUUCGCGAAUUCGGUACAAUUUUAAGAAAUUUAAUAAAAACUCACAGCUCGUGUUUUAUACCCGAUAAAAACACUCCGGCUGGGGCUGGAGCAGUGAAAUUCACCCGCACCAAAGGCAGCCCAAGCAAUGUAUUUGUGGUGUAUAUGAUAGCAUUUACAGUCAAUGUAUGGGACGGAAAAAUAUGUAAUUAAAAAAAAUUUGAACAUACUUUGCACUUGUGUUGUUGUUAUGGUAUUUAACGUCAUUCAAAAACAACUCAGAAUGACGUUAAAUAGCAUACAACACAGGUUAUUUAUUUUUAAUCACUUUUACAACAAACAGAAUAGACAACAAGGGAGAAGGGGUCAAAUUUAAUUCUCGUAAUGGGUUGCCGGGCAAGCGAAUCGCCCCACAGCCCUCUCCAAGGUAAGAUUUAAACCGUCUCUAAGAAUAAACUUCAAAAAAUUAACAUCACAAUCUAGAAAUUUUAUUGCUUUUGUAUUUCAGUCUCAAUCAUAGUUAAAGCACCAAGAGACUUCUAAUGAAUGUAUCAGCCUCUCGGAGAAACGUUAAACAAAUACUUUCAAUUUCAAAACCGUUGUCGGGUUCAAAAACAUAGAACAUAGAAGCUGAGAAUAAAAUGGUACAUGGGAAGUAUGUUGAUAAGAUGUAUCUAGUCAUAUAACUUGUGGAAUAUUUAUACGUUGCAAUGACAGAGAUCAUGCAUGGAGGCUUUUCGCAUGUUUCAUAUUGACUGUGUAUCUCAAUUGAAUACAUCAGAGUUUUUCAUUUCCCAGAAUACCUUUCAGCAUUUAUAUUCUAUAAUUUGAACCCGAGGCAAUGAUUUUGCAAUCGAGUAUAUAUAAAUAUUAUUGAUAACGAACGCAUAUUAAUAUCUAUAAAUCGCACGAAUGGAAAUUCUUUCUAUUUACAUCAAAUAAUAAAUAUAUCUUACAAAAUCCUCUUCUUUAUGAACAUAUUUACAAAAAGAAAAGUGUAUGCAUGUAAAAUAACGACUGGCUUUUGAAAUAUUCACCUAAAAUAGUUCAAUCUAUGGCCAUAAAUCAAGCCUUUGUCAGUGAUAAUUCUAAAGCUCCUGUUCUGGUAUCGUGGCCCGUCAAGUCCCUUAAAUUUGAAUGCGCACGCAACCUUGAGAAAACGUUCAAGGAAAAAUACCCUUUUAAACUUGUUUGAAACAGAAAAAAGAGCUUUUAAUAGUUUUCACCAGUACUACCACAGCAAGCCCAAUAUAGAGACGAUACCUUUUUUAAACGGGCAAAAUGUUGCACUGUUCAUCCAGCUUCAACAUGCAUUGUAGAUUGUCAUUGUACAACUAAACAUUUUGAAUUGUUAUCUCAAUCACGUCUUGUUUUGAAAAAUAUUUUACAUCCGAAAUAAACGUGUUGAUAUUGA
Molecule: messenger RNA, 2609 nt
Organism: Actinia tenebrosa (Australian red waratah sea anemone)
Lineage: Eukaryota; Metazoa; Cnidaria; Anthozoa; Actiniaria; Actiniidae
Source: RefSeq, a predicted model, not a curated record